Oxyura jamaicensis (ruddy duck) is the source of this 1993-nucleotide messenger RNA. Its product is annotated as serum paraoxonase/arylesterase 2. The record is from RefSeq and is a predicted model, not a curated record. The coding region runs from base 80 to 1144 and encodes 354 amino acids. Lineage: Eukaryota; Metazoa; Chordata; Aves; Anseriformes; Anatidae. Gene Ontology annotation, cellular component: extracellular region. Gene Ontology annotation, molecular function: arylesterase activity. The transcript has 10 exons.
GCCCGGCCCGGGGCGGAGCGGAGCGGGGAGGGAGCCGCUCGGGGAUCGGGGCUCGGGGAUCGCGGCUCGGGGAGCGGCCAUGGGGAAGCUGCUGGCGGUGGCUCUCGUCGGGAUGGCGGCAGCCCUGGCGGCGGAGCGGCUGCUGGCCUUUCGGAACAGACUCAAUGCUGCACGGGAAAUCGACCCCGUAACCCUCCCGAAUUGCCAGCUCAUAAAAGGGAUUGAAAGAGGCUCGGAAGAUAUCGACAUCCUUCCUAAUGGACUGGCUUUCAUCAGCUCCGGCUUGAAAUACCCAGGACUAAAGAGCUUUGCACCAGACAAACCAGGUGAAAUAUUUUUGAUGGAUUUGAAUGAAGAGAAGCCCAGAGCAGUUGAACUGAGAAUCAGCCGUGGGUUUGACCUGGCGUCAUUUAACCCUCAUGGGAUCAGCACUUACAUAGACAAAGAUGACACCGUGUACCUCUUUGUUGUGAAUCACCCGCACCAGAAGAGCACAGUAGAAGUGUUUAAAUUUGUAGAAGAUGACAAUUCUCUUGUACAUCUGAAAGCCAUUCGACAUGACCUUCUGACAAGUGUGAAUGAUAUAGUGGCUGUGGGGCCAGACAGCUUCUAUGCUACCAAUGAUCACUACUUCUCCGACUUCAUCUUGAUGUUCUUGGAGAUGUUCUUGGGUUUAACCUGGUCAAAUGUUGUUUACUACAGUCCAAAAGAAGUUAAAGAAGUAGCAGCUGGGUUUUAUUCAGCCAAUGGAAUUAACAUUUCACCUGAUAAAAAGUACAUCUAUGUUGCAGAUGUAUUAGAUCAUAAAGUCCAUGUUAUGGAAAAGCAUGCUAAUUGGAAUUUAACCCAUGUGAAGACGCUGCAGCUGGACACGCUCGUCGAUAACUUGUCUGUCGACCCUGACACUGGGGACAUCUGGACAGGCUGUCAUCCCAAUGGGAUGAAGCUAUUCUACAAUGAUGCAGAAAAUCUGCCUGCCUCUGAGGUCCUGCGCAUCCAGAACAUCCUCUCGGAGGAGCCGUCGGUGACGCGGGUGUAUGCCGACGAUGGCUCCGUGCUGCAGGGCAGCUCAGUGGCAUCCAUCUACGGUGGAAAACUGCUCAUCGGCACCGUCUUCCACAGAGCCCUGUAUUGUGAGCUAUAGCUGGUCCCGGCCUUCCUCUCCAAAAUGAGAGUUUUACGUAGUGGUAAAGGAAAUGGAACUGAAGGUGAGAAACCAGCUUCUCUUUAGCAUGGAGUACCUCACGACAGCAACAAAGGGUAAAGCAGAAGUUCAGAUGACAAAUGACUGAAACUGUCAGACUUCGAAUUGUCUGUUGUGACUGGAUUUCUGGGUUUUGUCUGAGAAAAUUGGUUUUGUAAAUGAGAAUUACUAAUGACCAGUCUGGUGUGCUUUCUUGGCACUGACCCUGGCCUUUCCUAGGGACUGUGCUAGGGCUUCUUUUUCUAAGCCUUCCUGAUCUGGGCUUUCCCUAACACUUCAGAAAUCAGUGGAAGGAGAAUAAAUGAUAUUUUAGGCUCACUUCUUCCUUCUUCCCCUUUUAAACCAUUUCCUAACAUUACUUCACUUUCAUGAGUCUCAAUCCUGCUGAGAAAAGAGGGGGCGUCACUCUGGAGUGGUUUCUUACUGAGCCUUCCAGAGGGAGCCUAAAGAAGACUGUUUUUUUUCUCUUAAGGAGCAGGAAACAAGUCCCAAAGACCUCCAGUGAAAAGCGCAUUAGCUGUUAUUGUCUGUCACAGCACAAGGAGCCUUUGCAGGUGGUUUGCCACAGUGACUGCCACCAGGUGUGGCUCACACCUAUCCUGUGCUGAGCUCCAGGCGGUGCGGAGCUGAUUUCAGCACGUGCUGGGUUCCCACUUCACGUUCACCCAUUGGCACUUACCUACAGCGCUGUACUCUGCCCUGUUAAAGGACCUAGCUGGGUUUCCAUCGACUGAUGUUUUUGGGGUGGUGGUGGUUGGUCGUCGCUUUCAAUAAACAGAGUUAAGCGUC